Prosopis cineraria is the source of this 2306-nucleotide messenger RNA. RefSeq names its product E3 ubiquitin-protein ligase At4g11680-like. The transcript has 3 exons. The record is from RefSeq and is a predicted model, not a curated record. NCBI's taxonomy places the organism in Eukaryota, Viridiplantae, Streptophyta, Magnoliopsida, Fabales, Fabaceae. Bases 958 to 1950 code for a protein of 330 amino acids.
GACCAACAGCUCAUCUUUAUUUUCGGAGAGGGCGAAGAAAGAAAUCUUUGAGAUUGUCUUAAUGUUCUAUUUGUGGGGAGAGAGAAAAAGGUGGUAAGUUGAGAGAUUGGCGAGCAGAUCAGCAGCCAGUUGCUUUCUUCCAUUUGGCUUACUUGAUAUUAUAUAUAUGCAUAUGUUAUAAAGCCCGAGGAAGUUUGGCCAACGGUUAACUUCCCUCCAGAAGUUGUAGAUUCCCUUGGAAUCAAAGCAAAGCUUUGCAAUUCAGCAGUUGAUUCUUGGUCACCAUCUGAGACCCAACCUCACCUUCCUGACACGUCCUUCAUACCAAUCUCUUCUUCAUCCUCCUAUAUACACUUCAGGUCUUGAUUCUUCUUCAUAUUCAGCUUCAUCCAGUAAACCCCACUUGAAUUUCUCACCUCUCGUUGAAUUGAAGCUUUCUGCUCUGUAUGUGUUUGCUGAAAGUCUCAUGUUCUUGGUCUUCAAUUCAAGAUCAGCUGGGUUUUGUUGCUGAGGUUUUAAGCAGGUUUCAUGAUAUAAAGUCAUAGCUUUUCUGCUUCUUCUUGUUCUGCUCUAUCCAUAAAAUUCCAUCCCCGAGUUUAUUAUCAGCUUUAAGCUUUUGUCGCCUAAGUGUUCGAUGAAAGGCUCGUGGUCUUGGAAAUCAAAAUCAGCUGGGUUUUGUUGCUGAGACUUAAAACCCGGAAAAUUUCUUGAAGUUCUGGCUUUCUGUGGAGUUCUGAAGUUUAUGGGAAUUGGUCCUGGUUUGUUCACAAAUUCUCAGAUGGUAUUGGAGUCACAAAAAAGUUGGUUAUCUGCAAUUCUUCAUGCUAUUUUUUGCAGAUAGAAUUCAAUAAGAGUGUUUCUCUGAUAUAGACAAAAAGAAAGGGUGUCUUCUGUUCAUGCUUUAGCAACUUCACAGCUUGAUUUGAUUCCAAAAAAAAAAAAAAAAAACACUUUCAAAUGAAUUCAGGGUCAUUGGUUUCCUUUUCUUCAAACUCUGUAUCAAGAGAAGAUAGAGUGGCUAGUGCCAGAACCAGGUCUUCUCAUAACUCAAGGCCUUCCUUUUUGAUUCGGAUGGCCAUGAGGAUAUCAAGAGCAAGAUGGUUCACCUUCUUAAGAAGAGUUUUUCAUUACCAAAAUGGAUCAAGGUCUGAUCUUGGAUCCAAUCCUUUUAAUUCUAGCACAUGGAUGACACUAGAGUUGAUUGCUUUGAUGGUUCAGAUAACCCUCACAUCCUUCAUUUUGGCCAUUUCUAAGAGUGAGAGGCCUGUUUGGCCCAUGAGGAUAUGGAUUUCUGGCUAUGAUAUUGGCUGUUUGCUCAAUCUGUUGCUACUUUAUGGACGCUAUCGUCAGCUUUAUCUGUCUCAUGGAGAUGCUCUUAGCCUCUCAGACAUGGAACAACAGAGAGGCAAUGAAGAAACCAGGUGUUCCCAUUUGAUGAACAAAUGCAGGACUUCACUCGAGCUUUUCUUCGCGAUAUGGUUUGUGAUGGGCAAUGUUUGGGUUUUUGACUCACGUUUUGGGUCAUUCCAAAGAGCUCCAAAGCUGCACGUGCUCUGCAUCUCCUUGCUUGCUUGGAAUGCCAUCACCUACUCUUUCCCUUUCCUUCUCUUCCUCCUUCUGUGCUGCUGUGUGCCUCUGAUCAGCAGCCUCCUUGGUUACAACAUGAACAUGGCAUCUUCUGAUAAGGGAGCUUCUGAUGAUCAAAUCUCACAGCUCCCAAGUUGGAGAUACAAGCAAGGUCAUAACAAGUUGGAGCAUGGCCAUGAUUCUGAAGCCAGUGAAGGGCUGAUCAAUGAAGAUCCUGAAUGUUGCAUUUGCUUAACCAAAUACAAGGACAGAGAAGAAGUGAGGCAAUUACCAUGUUCUCAUAUGUUUCACCAAAAAUGUGUGGAUCAAUGGCUGAGAAUCAUAUCUUGUUGCCCUCUAUGCAAACAAGGAUUACAGAGAUAGAGAGAAAAAGAGCCAAAAAGAAAAUCAUUUAUGCUAAAUUGGUAAUACUUUAUACACAAAAUUAUAUUUACCCUAACCGGGUUUCAAGUUUGGUCUGAUACUUCACAUGGGGUUACUAGUUACUUGAGUGAGUUUGUACAUGUACAGAAGAUCUCACCAGUAACCAAAACCCCAAUGAAACUGUGUUUUACUGUUUUGGAGCUUACACACUAUUUGGUUCCUAAGAAUGGAUCCAUAUUACUUUCCAGAUUAGUGGAUUGAUGUGCUUGUACAUUAGUUUUGUUCUGUCAUUUACAUGUUGUGAGACGACCAUCUUCUUUAUUGAAUAAUAAAUAAGUAUAUAUACUUUUACUUUA